Messenger RNA from Pectinophora gossypiella (pink bollworm), 1438 nucleotides. It is a transcript of the gene Nurf-38, whose product is annotated as inorganic pyrophosphatase. Gene Ontology annotation, molecular function: inorganic diphosphate phosphatase activity; magnesium ion binding. Gene Ontology annotation, biological process: phosphate-containing compound metabolic process. The record is from RefSeq and is a predicted model, not a curated record. The transcript is spliced from 7 exons. NCBI's taxonomy places the organism in Eukaryota, Metazoa, Arthropoda, Insecta, Lepidoptera, Gelechiidae. Gene Ontology annotation, cellular component: cytoplasm. Bases 127 to 1134 code for a protein of 335 amino acids.
AACACUUCAUUUGUCUAUUUGUGCCAGUAUUACGUCAUCUGGAAAAAUAGGGGAGAUAAAGUUACCGGAAACAGCAGAAAACUAGCAGUUUUUGGGAAAGUAACUGGUCACACUAGCAUAGUCAAAAUGUCAUUGUCACGUUGCGGCGCGGCGUUGCCGAUUCUGUCACUUGCAUUUGUGAAACUAUUAGUGCCUAGUGGUGUACGGGCCUAUAGUGGUAGUGCCAGUGUAUCUAAUAAGAACAUCGUCUUCACAAGCACUAAAAAGAUGUUCAUCUCUGAGGAGCGUGGUUCUGCCUACGCGCCAGAUUUCCGGGUAUACUUCAAGGAUGAAUGCGGCCCCAUUUCACCGCUGCACGACAUUCCACUAUGGGCCGACAAGGAACACCGUAUUGCCAACAUGAUCGUCGAGGUGCCUCGCUGGUCAAACGCCAAGAUGGAGCUUAGUCUUACUGAACCCCUGAACCCCAUUAAGCAAGACGUCAAGAAAGGCGCCCUGAGAUUCGUAGCCAACGUCUUUCCUCAUCACGGUUACAUCUGGAACUACGGAGCGUUGCCCCAGACGUGGGAGAACCCCCAGCACAUAGAUGGGGGCACCCAGGCGCGGGGGGACAACGACCCCAUUGACGUCAUCGAGAUCGGGUCCCGGGUAGCGUCGCGGGGUGACGUCAUUCAGGUCAAAAUCGUCGGCACGAUAGCUUUAAUUGAUGAAGGCGAGACCGACUGGAAGCUAGUGGCUAUUGACAAGCGGGACCCCUUGGCCAAUGAUAUCAACGACAUUCCUGAUGUCGAGGCAACCUUCCCUGGACUCCUGAAGGCCACAGUGGAGUGGUUCCGGCUGUACAAAGUACCUGAUGGCAAGCCACCGAAUCAAUUUGCCUUCAACGGGGAAGCCAAGAACGCAGAGUUCGCGCAUAAGAUUGUUGAUGAGGUCCAUGAAUUCUGGCGUGGUCUGAUUAACGGCGAUGGCAGCGAAGGUGCUGAUAUCAACAAAAUGAACGUGAGCGUGGAGAACAGUCCGUACCGCGUGGAGCGCGCCGAGGCCAGCAAGCUGCUGGCCGCCGCCCCGCCGCGGUCGCUUCCCCAACAACAGCCGCCAUACGUGGACAAGUGGCACUUCCUCUCCAACAUUUAAAGUGCCUUAGCCGCCAUACUACAGCCGUAGCUUCACCCUUCGUGUCUCGACAAAUAUUCACUCUAGCAACACUUGAUGUUAUUUAUUUAAUUUUCUUCAGCAGGGCAACACCUAUGCGUACAAUUAGGUACAAUUAGGAUUUCAGUUUGUGUUUAAGAAUAAGUUGAAUAUGCGAAAGAUUGAUUCUGAAGUAGCAUUUAUUAGAACAGGGUAGAGACGCGAAAUUAUUAUCGGGCAAAUAAUUUUAUCAGUGAAUGUUAUUGUAAGAAUUAUUUAUGUACAGUAAAUAAAUGAACAUUUUUAA